CCCACGCGACCUCCCCGGACGUAUAUAAACCGUCUUGACAACCUAAAUAUUACGGCUUAUUCUUACUCAGACUCUCUAUACCAUGCUUUCUUCUCGUAUGCAUCUUUUGCGCUCGGCCAGACGGGCAACUGUUUUGGCCACGACUAGACAAUUGGCUUCACUCCGUGAAGCCGCGCCUUUCUUUCCAGAUGAACCUGCUCGUCCAGAAAUGAAAACUGCCGUCCCUGGUCCCAAUUCCAAGAAGAUUAUGGAGAAAUUGAACAAAUACCAGGACACUCGAUCUGUAUUUUUCGUAGCCGAUUACGAAAAAUCCAAGGGCAACUAUAUUGUUGAUGCUGAUGGCAACAAAAUGCUCGACGUUUUUGCGCAGAUCGCCUCCAUUCCUGUAGGUUACAAUAAUCCUGCAUUCCUUAACCUUAUCAGCAAACCGGCCUUCCAGACGGCUCUAGCCAACAGAGCGGCGUUGGGUGUGAACCCUAACAAAGAUUGGGUGGAUUCGGUGGAAAAAGCAUUCAUGAGAGUGGCUCCCAAAGGCAUGGAUAAUGUGUUUACGGUGAUGUGCGGUUCAUGUGCCAACGAGAACGCUUUCAAGACGGCGUUCAUGUACAAGGCCGCCAAGGGACGUGGUGAGCGCGAUUUCACGGUGGAAGAACUUAAUUCCUGUAUGAAGAAUCAAGCCCCUGGUACUCCUGAUAUGGCAAUCCUCAGUUUCUCUCAGGCGUUUCACGGACGUUUGUUUGGUUCUUUGACUGCUACAGCCAGCAAAGCCAUUCACAAGGUGGAUAUUCCAGCCUUUGACUGGCCCAAAGCUCCUUUCCCGGCCCUCAAGUACCCAUUGGACCAAAACGUCGAACAUAACCAACGUGUGGAAAAGGAAUCCUUGGAAGCCAUUGAAAAUAUUAUUCAGGAAUCAAAGAAGCCCAUUGCCGCGGUGAUUGUUGAACCCGUGCAGUCCGAAGGAGGUGACAACCAUGCUUCGCCGGCCUUUUUCCGUGGUUUGCAAGCCGUGUGUCAAAAGCAUGACGUGCUAUUUAUUGUGGAUGAGGUGCAAACCGGUGUGGGAGCCACCGGCACGUUCUGGGCUCAUGAAGCAUGGCAAUUACCUAGCCCUCCCGACAUGGUUACCUUUUCCAAGAAAUUCCAAGCUGCUGGUUUCUACUUGAGCUCGCGCCUUCGGCCAUCCCAGCCUUACCGUUUGUACAACACAUGGAUGGGCGAUCCAGUGCGUGCCAUGCAAGCGGCCGCCAUUGUAGACGAAAUUCAAGAUAAGAAUUUGCUGGAGAACGUGCAACAAGUGGGUUCCUACCUUCAGUCUCGAUUGGGCGAAUUUGCAAAGAAGAACUGGCUGGCCAACGUUCGCGGUCAAGGUGCCUUUAUUGCGUUUGAUAUGGAGACCCCGGCCAAGCGCGAUCAAUUCUUGGCAGAUAUGCGUCAGCGUGGCGUGAAUGUCGGCGGCUGUGGUGAUCGCACCGUGCGUCUCCGACCCAUGUUAACAUUCCAAAAGAAACACGCCGAUAUCUUACUGGAAACCAUGGAAGCAACCCUCUCCUAAGCGUACCAAAAACAAGCAAAAAGAAAACCAUACACAAAAUAUCCGGCAAUAUCAAACAUGACUAAAAAAAGGGCACGGCGACGAGUAUGCUGUAAUAUAAUUGGCCAAUGUAUUUAAUCAGAAAAUAAAAACUUUUAUUUCACAAAGCAAAAG
This is a messenger RNA of Radiomyces spectabilis, 1705 nucleotides long. RefSeq names its product 4-aminobutyrate aminotransferase. Bases 83 to 1552 code for a protein of 489 amino acids. Gene Ontology annotation, cellular component: mitochondrion. Gene Ontology annotation, biological process: GABA catabolic process. The record is from RefSeq and is a predicted model, not a curated record. NCBI's taxonomy places the organism in Eukaryota, Fungi, Mucoromycota, Mucoromycetes, Mucorales, Radiomycetaceae. The transcript is spliced from 4 exons. Gene Ontology annotation, molecular function: pyridoxal phosphate binding.